Molecule: messenger RNA, 370 nt
Organism: Drosophila serrata
Lineage: Eukaryota; Metazoa; Arthropoda; Insecta; Diptera; Drosophilidae
Source: RefSeq, a predicted model, not a curated record
UGUGAACUGACGGUGGUCCCCAAAGGACAGCGAAAGACUAUGCCAUUGAAGGACUUUAAAAUGGACUUUUGCCACCUGAAAAGGAACUCGAAGGCAAAGUCUAUGCUGGGCAGCUACUACAGGGCAGUGAACAGAUCGGCGGUAAUGCCUCCCGGCGAUUGCCCCUUUAGCAGCAACACCAAUAUCCUGUUAAGAGGACUAACUAUAGAACAGGAUAUUCCUCAAUUUAUGCCAGAAGCAAAUUACACCUUCAAGGGAAAGUAUUAUGCCAACAAAGAGCUUGGAUUAGUGAUGAAGAUUACAGGGGGGUUUUAUAUAAAUGACAGCAAUUCCACCAUAUGAAUGGUGAAGUUUACAAGAAUAUAUUUGU